AUGAAUCAAAACGUCUGUAUCCUCCUCCUCAUGAUUUUUGUCCUGUCAUCCGAAACCUCAUUGGUUUUGGCUGUGGACUUUUUCUACCAAAACUGCAGUGUGCCCAUAACUUGCGGCCGCCAAGACAUUAGGUAUCCAUUCUACAUCCAAGGCAAGCAACAACCCUUUUGUGGGUAUCCGGGUUUCGAAGUCUCCUGCCAAGGCGGAGACGAUGACGGAGAAGCCUACCCAUUUCUCCAUUUGUCUGGUAACGAUUACAUAAUCCACAACAUCAGUUACCAAAGCCGUUCUCUUCUUGUCUCAAAUGCUCUGCUUUCACACUACCUAAACAACUCUGCUUGUACUAACCUGUCGUUAAUCAGCAACUUAACCCUCCCUAAUGUUCAGUUUAAGCUGUCUCCAAAUCAAGAUCAAUUCUUUCUGCUCUACAACUGCAACUCUUCGUUUGUCGAUUCUUUUCCAACGUACAAUAUUGGUUGUAAUAACACUUCGGUUCUUGCUCUGCCUCGGGAUAAAUACCCUGAAGUUGGAAAUGUCCUGGAGUCCCAAAAGUGUGGAUCGAGUAAGGUGGCGGCAGCGCAUGGUGGAGGGUACAGGAAUGGUGAGGCAGCGGGAAUGAAGGAAGUGUUGGGGAGAGGGUUUGAGAUGAAGUGGAUGGCAGUCGACUGCAGCCUCUGCCAGAGAAGUGGAGGGUUAUGUGGGUUUAAUUACACCACCUACCGUUCUAGGUGCCUCUGCCACAGUGGAACUCAAGCUGUGCGUUGUAUGGACAAAGAUGACGAAGGUGGAAACUUGGUCGCUAAAGUCUCCAUAGCCACACGGGAUGCCUACCAUUUGAUCGAAUACAUCACUAUAUUUUCAACGUAUAUUCAGCAGGUGCAGGUGCAGGUGCUGGUCUCAUAUGUCUAA
Molecule: messenger RNA, 909 nt
Organism: Pyrus x bretschneideri (Chinese white pear)
Lineage: Eukaryota; Viridiplantae; Streptophyta; Magnoliopsida; Rosales; Rosaceae
Product: LEAF RUST 10 DISEASE-RESISTANCE LOCUS RECEPTOR-LIKE PROTEIN KINASE-like 1.2
Exons: 2
Coding region: 1-909 (302 amino acids)
Molecular function (GO): polysaccharide binding
Source: RefSeq, a predicted model, not a curated record